Messenger RNA from Closterium sp. NIES-67, 2499 nucleotides. The record is from the annotation of a GenBank genome assembly. Lineage: Eukaryota; Viridiplantae; Streptophyta; Zygnematophyceae; Desmidiales; Closteriaceae.
UUUAUUUCCCCAUCUUGAAUCCCUUUCCUGGUUGAUGUCAUUCAGGAAGGGCACCCAUCAUCAGACUUAGUGGACGCUGAGCAGCGUCACCAUGAACACUCUAGCCGCUUCUACGGUCCAGCGAGUCGGCUUCACAAAUCGGCCCGUUGAUGGCGGUGUUAGCCGUGCGACGCAGCGUACCUCGGCGUCCCGAACGGCCUGUCUGUCGUCCUGCCAUUCUGGUCUAGGAGGUCGUACCUUGUCAAAUGACAGACGAUUUCCCGAAAAUGUAACAAAACAGGGUAUUUCCUCGUCUAGAGUAAUAAGGAUGAGCCUCAGCAGUCAGAACGCAGCGGGACAGGCUUCCAUUCAGCAGGCAGAGAAGAAUAUAUCGCUAUCGCUCGACAGCGGGUCCGAGCUUACCCACGCGGACGGCGUGUGGCUCAAGUGCGAUUUGACAGGCUGCUCAACGCAGGACGCGGCUCCAGAGGCAGAGUUCCGGCUGGUUCAAGGGGAGGGGUGGCGUGUGGCGUUUGAGGCAUCACCUAAUUCACCCGACAGCUUCGCUGCUUCGGUUGGCGGAGAGGGGUGGAGUCUGGCGAUGAACGCCAGGGAGUAUCAUGACUUCUGCCAGCUUCUUAGGGCCGUACGAGGUUCUCUUCUUCGCCUCAAUCCCGCCGACGUCCAAGAGCCGCUACAGGUUCAGGCGCGUGGAUCGCACAUCUGGCUCGAGGCCACCGUUCCGUCUGCAGGGGUGCUACCAGAUCUCUGCGCUGCCCUCAACGGAUCUCUGGACGGUUCAAAUCAGGUGGCUGGCUUCGAUCUUCGGUUCGGUCUACUCUCGGCGCAGUCUGGCGCCGUGGAUGGCAGAGCAGCAGCACAGGUGGCGCACUGGCCAGCGCACGCAGUAGCGGACGCACUGCAGAGCGCGGGGGAGCUGUUUGGCGUGCCGCAGGGCGAGCAGAGCAACGCGCAGGAUGAGGCUCGGCGCGCGGCGGCGGGGGUGUUCGUGGCGUCGUUGGAGUCGACAGCGGAAACCGAGUCCCUGGUGUCGUUGGAGGAGCAGCUGCAGCACAUGCGGCAAGAGCUCGCCGCCGCGCGCGCACAGGUGCGGGCAUCGGAGACCCGCGUGCGGCAGACGCUGGACCGAAUGGUGGAGCUGGAGGCGCUCGUGGAGACCACGCGCGUGGUGGACCCCCUUCCACGGGACCCCACGAGCACCCAGGGCGUAGCGGCGGAGGGGAAUGCGGCAGAUGCGGGCGGGAAGCGCGUUGAGGGGAGUCCGGCGGUGGCGGGGAAGGAGGAGGCGAUCCUGGCGGCGCAGCCGGCGGAGCUGCAGAGCGCCGCUGAGUCAGCGGCGUCCCGAGCGCGCGCGGCGAGGGCGAAGGUGAAGGUCCCCCGGCGCACGAAGAUGAACACGUCGGGGCCGCUGCCCAAGUACGCGGCGACGCUCAAGAACUUCUGGUUCCCCGUCGCCUUCUCCAAGGACGUCGACACCACCACGCUGAUUCCGUUUGACUGCUUCGAGGAGCCGUGGGUGGUGUUCCGGGGCCCGGACGGCAAGCCGGGGUGCAUCAGGGACGAGUGCGCGCACAGGGCGUGCCCCCUCUCCAUCGGCACCGUUGUUGAGGGCCACGCUGUCUGCCCCUAUCACGGGUGGGAGUUCGCCCCCAGCGGGCAGUGCACGAAGAUGCCAUCCACGCGCCUCACCGACGUGCGCGUGCGCGCCCUGCCCUGCGUGGAGCACGAGGGCAUGAUCUGGGUGUGGCCCGGCAAGGCGACGCCCUCCGACACCCUGCCCUCCACCAUGCCGCCCCCCUCCUACACUGUGCACGCUGAGAUCGUGAUAGAGCUGCCGGUGGAGCACGGGUUACUGGUGGAGAAUCUUCUGGACCUUGCCCAUGCGCCCUUCACUCACACCACCACCUUCGCCAAGGGCUGGUCCGUCCCCAGCUUGGUGCGCUUCAAGUCGGCAGCGGCGCAGGCGCUGCAGGGCCACUGGGACCCGUACCCGAUCAACAUGGAGUUCCGCCCGCCCUGCAUGGUGGUGUCCACCAUCGGGCUCGUCAAGCCCGGGCAGCUGGAGGGGCAGGCCAGUGCACAGGAGUGCUCGCAGCACCUGUUUCAGCUGCACGCCUGCCUGCCCUCGUCACGCGGCAAGACACGGCUGCUCUACCGCAUGGGGCUCGAUUUCGCCCAGUGGGUCAAAUUCGUUCCCUUCAUUGACAGAUUGUGGAAGUCGCUGGCCAACCAGGUGAUGGAUGAAGACUUGCGUCUGGUUGUGGGACAGCAGGACCGGAUGAGACGUGGUGCGAAUGUGUGGAACCACCCUGUAAUUUAUGACAAGCUGGGCGUCCAUUACCGGAGAUGGCGCAAUGAGAUUGAGGAAUCUGACAGUGAAUGAAUGAUUCCUGUCAGAAUUUUUUUAAAAACUAGCUCAGAUUUCUGUGUAAUUUGCAUGCAAUAGCACCUGCAGUGCUUGUCAUUUUGUAAGAAAUAUUCAUACAGAGUGGAUUGCCU